CACUCGUUCUUCCAAGAAUCUCUUGCAUUUAACCAUUCCAAAGGAGAUGGAGGAGGAGGAGGAGGUUCGUUGGGGACAAGCUUUCGUGGAACUGCAGAACAUGGUCAAGCCGAAGACCCGAAACACGUCCUUAUCAAAGAGAUUCGGGGUUAUAAGAGAUCUCGAGGCUGUUGAAUCUGGCGUGGAGAAGCUUUUUACGCAGCGGUCCAAGAAGGGUGUCCUAAUUUAUUGAUGGUGAUGGAGCCAUUGAAGCAAUCAGUGAAAGAACUUUCAGAAAGGUAUGAUCUUAUCUACAAGGCAACGCGUUGCUUGUGGGACACGGUGAUUCUUGCUCGAGACGCAGUGAGUGAGAGGCUCCUGACAUAAAAAAUUAAGAGUGACGUUGCCGAUGUUUAUGAGUGUUAAGACUUGUUUGUGAGUUGUGUAGGAUGUUUUUCUUCUUGUCUCAUGUUCAGUCUGUAAUGAUAACAAUAAAAAAUGAAACAAAAUACAUGCAUGCAUGCAUGCACGUCUCAAGUUAUUCUCAGCAUAAACUAUUGAAUCAAAUCGAUUUUGGAUUAGAUUCAUGAUAAGCAAUAAUAACACACAAUCAGUGAAUUAGAUUUCUCCAGAUCCAACAAAUACAAGGUAUUUUCCAUUAAUCUGAUGCUUGACAUGGAUUUUCAUGUUACUGAUAAUUUCAAGUCAAGAUCAUUCAACUUUUAUUUUUUGUAGCCUAGGCAUUGGCGCAUUCUCUAUUGGAGGCAGAACAUAUAGAAUAUUGCUCCACCCGGCUAAAUAGGCUUUCUGAAGCUUAACCAGUUCGAUGUCGUGUGAUAAUCUUACUAUUAAUCCCAACAAUCUAAUAUAAGGUCAACCACCACAAAUGCACUUGCCUAUACAAUUUUAAUAUUUUAUAAAUCCCUAAAAAUUGUUAAUUUACUUUUAUUAGAUUAGUUAACAAUUGGAAAUUAAAUUAAAUUGUAACAAUAAGACUUAGACUAUCUCCAAUGAUUCAUUCUAUUUUUUUCAGAAUAAAGUAAUUUUAUAAUAGAAUUGAAUUCUUCUCUAAUAAUACUUUAUUUUAGAAUAAAAAAUAGAGUGGUAAAUAAAAAACAAAUGAAUUUUUCUAUUUAUAUCGUGAACCAAUUUUUACUCUAUUAUAAUAUGUCUAAACCGUACUUUAUUUUCCAUUCUAAAAUAGAAUUUAUAGUAAAAAUGAUUCAAUGAUAUUCAAUUUUUUACUCUGUAAUAUAUUAAAAAUAAGUAUAGUUUAUAUAUAUAGUGUAGUCCAUUUAUCUUUUACUCAUCAUUCUAUUUUUCACUAUAAAAUAAAAUUCAUUUAGACUAAAAUACAACUCUACUAUAGAGUUAUUUUUUAUAUAAAAAAAGAGUACAUUAUUGAAAAUUGUCUUAUAGAGUAACAAGUAAAUUGGAAUUAAAGUAUUUUUACUUUAGUUCUAUUUUAUAAUGAAAAUAGAAUAGAAUUGAAGAUGCUCCUACAACUGUUCUAGUAUAGUAUAUAUAUAUUUCAUUUUCACCGUUAACCGGAUAUUAUGAAUUCCAAACAGAAACGAUAACUUGAUAUUUGUUGUAUACAAAAAUUAUAUAUGGAAUUUGUCCUACUUAUAUGAGUGGAGGACUACAAAAAUAGAAAUUAGAAAGUAUACAAAUGACCUUGGCUUUCUCACCGACUUGGUAUGAUGAAACCAAGUCCACAUACACUGUAGAUAGUAUAUACCUUCAUAAAACUUCGUAUAUCACAUAGUUCUGCUCUGCUCUGUUUGCAAACAUCCCAGUUCCCGUGCAUAUGUUAGUAUGUUACGCAGAUCAACAACAUUAAAAUCUAUUUUAGAACCAAAGAAAUGUUUAGUGAGAAACUCGAUCGAUAUGCUAAAACAAUAAUCACAAACUCUCGGCAUUUUACAAAAAAAAAGAUCUAACCUCUGCAAGGUUGAAAAUAGCCUUGUGAUCAAUUUCACAAUGGUUUUGACUAUACCAGCUGCAUGGAUCUUGAUCUUGAGCAUUAUUGAUUGCUCAUUUGGCAAAGGGAUCUCAACCUUUCUAUCUUAUCUAACAGCCGGCCUAUUAUUUCCAUCUUAAUCAAAUUUGCAAACCAAGUUAAAAACACAUUUAUUCACACUCACAUAAAUUUUGUAAGAGACAGAAGUUAGGAGGAGACGCAAACCGAGCAAGAUAUCAAAAAGAUUUGAAUACAACCAAUAUUCUACAACUUCACAACACAUGUUAUACAUAUAUAACUUCAUAGAGAGCAAACAGUACAUAGCUUUGAGGUUGUCAAACCCAUAAAUGCUGUUUGAGCGAUUUCACGACCAGAAAUGAUUCAUAUUAGCCAAAUAUAAACAACCUAAACUCAAAUUCAUCAAAGCACAUAUCAGAAUAUAGCUUCUCAAUAAUAUAGUAGAAUAAUUUCAUAAUUCAUAUAGUAGAAUGACUUCAAUAUCCCCGACUCCAUACCUCUUAGCUUGCCAGAAAACAAUCUUGAUCCUCACUUGCGUCUUCAGAUCCACCCGGGAAACCGUCGAUCCAUUAGGCAAAACGUCUUGUUAAAAAGUCUGCCCCCUACUUCUUGGCCUUCUUAUUGUGUUAUUAUAACCUUGGCUCUAUAGUAACGCGAUAUGAAUUGUUUCUGGAGAAAGAAAGGUGGACAACGUCGUAGUAGAUUCCUUUUGGUAUUUGUUUAUCAGAAUUUUUGUUUGGUUAUAUAUUUCAUGUAAAAUAACUGUUUUAGAAUUUAAUUAAUGUGAUUUUUCAAUUAAAAUAAUAAUUUAUCAAACUUUUUGUUGAGUUGGCAUAGCUUAAAAACCUCUAAAUUAGUUUAAACUAGUAUGUCUCCCGUGCUAUGCACGGACGUUGCUUAUAUAUAGAGAGAGAGAGAUAUGAUUUACAGUGAACAAAUGUCAUUGUUAAUCACAAACAGAAAACCAAAAUAUGGAUCUCUUAUAUUUACACAUUGGUCUGAUUCUUUUGGGGAGUUUAGGAUCAGAAAGUAAACAGAAAAUAAUAUCACCACAAUUCUAUAAUAUUAUUAUUUUUUUUUUGAAACUUCUAUAAUAUUAUAAAUAUAUAAAAUAAAAUAUAAGAAAGACUGUGGUUAAAAAAAAAAAGGAUCAACCUGGUUAGGUUAUUUUGAUCGAGAGUAAACAUGAGUAUUUUCUCGUCUCUCCUCUCACCCAAGCUUCUUAAGCUCUAAUUGUUUUUUCUUCUUUUCCGAAAGCAUGAAGCUUUAUUUGUUACCUUCUAGUUAUCACCACAAUUUUUUUCCUUUUUUUUGUAACUUAUCACCACAAUUUUUCUUCUUCUACUUUUUUCUUUUUUUUUGACAAAAGGUUUUUCUUCUUCUUGUGUUGCUUCCAAAGUUUUUUUAGGUUGUUCUAAUAAAAAAGAAGUUUCUUUAGGACCUUGUAAGUGUGCUUUAAAAUGAGUCGCUCUUACUCUCCCUCCCUUUAUUAUCACCACCAGAAUAAAUAAACUUAUUCUAGCAAAAUUGAGAAUCAGUUUAGGCUUUUUUGAAAUGUUGUUGAAUUUUGUUUACAUUUUCCUUAUCACGUAGAUUUUGCCAAUAUUUACAGAAGGCAAAAAAAAAUAAGUAGAUUAGAAGGGAUAGAUGUUUAAGAAAAUAAAUUCAACAACACGCAAAUUUUAUUCGAACAUGAAGAGUUCGGGCGUUUUCAGUCUUACUAACCUGGACCUUACGUUCAUCUGCGAUCUUCGGCUCCGCUUACCCGUCCACAGAAAAUUUGUGUGUUUCUUAGUUCAUCGAAAAAGGCUUUUUCUAGAAGACUGUUGUUAUGCCACGGUUUGGCCAGAGGUUUUUUUUUUUACUGAACCAGAUGUUUAUAUGAAGUUAUCAUCAAACUUUAGAAAGAGACGUCAACUUUUUCACAGAAUCUUAGAAUUUAUAAUUUUUGAAUGAAAAUAGAUAUGGAUUUUGUUUGUGGCAUCGUGAUUUAUAAAUAUUUUCUAGAGAAAACAAUAACGGUUCUAAAAGUAGUGAAAUCAUGAUGUAGUGUGAGAAAUUUCAGGGAUUAUGUAAUUUUUAAAUAAAAAUGAAUUUAAAGAUAAAUAACCGAAUGAAACUGUUUUCUUUUUUUCAUUUAUGCUUUUUCUUUAAUUUGUAAAAUAAAAAAUGCCAUGUGUCAGAUUUUUAUUCGUUAGGCGACUUGCGCUUUAGUAUAUAAGGGAUGAUUACAAAUAGUUUAACCUUCUAACUUCUAACUUUUAACGUGCAAUCAUUUAAUUACAAAAUUAUUUCGCAAAUAAUAGUAUAGAUAGAUAGAUUUAUAAUGGAAACAAUAUAAUUUAAAUGUCAUUAUGUGGAAAUAAAUAACCAAAUUAUGAAUAUUUAAAAUUAGUGACCAAGAUUUUGAUCAAGACCUUGACUAAGAGUUUGACCAAUGCAAAUGGAUUAGAUCUUCAUAAAUUUUUUUAUGAUGAUGUACCUUUGAUUAGCUUUUUUUAGACCAGAUCCUGGACCGAAUUUUGAGAAGGGUAAAACCCACCUCCAACACACGACACUUUUAUUAGUCCUCCUCCUAUUUAUACUUUAUCUGCGAGCAAAAGGGUUUGCUAAAUUGUAAUUAGUUUUAUCUCUCUUCCCUUUGCUUCUGAACUCUUGUCUCUUUUCAGCGUAAAUAAAUACGCAGAGAAUGUUCUUUAGCUGUGGAAACCCAUUCAAGGCUCUGUUUCCAAAGAAGAACAAUGCAUGCAUGUCCUCACAUCUUGUCUCUCUAUUGAACAACUUCGAGACAAGUUUGAGGGUAUCGAUUGCAGAACUUGUACCAAAGGAUGAUGAUAAGAAUGGUUUUAUCACUGUUUCUUGGAUGAUUCAAGCAAUGCACUCUCUUUGUGAGAUACACCAGUGUAUCUCGACACUCAUGACCACAGAUGUAGACCUUCCUGUAUCCGACAUGGAAGAAAGUAUGUACGCUGACAUCAGUUCGAAGCUGCUUGAAGUCUGCAACGCCUUCACCUCGGAGCUGGCCCGGCUUAACCACGGAAACAUGUUACUCAAGUUUGCUUUUAGUGAUCCUGAUGAGGUUUCUUUAUCGCAUAUCGACUGUUGGAGGCAGCACAUGGCUUCCAAGAACCCUAGAAUCGAAAACUGCGGUGAGGUUUUGAGUAAUCUUGUUGAAUCCAUGAGUGAUGAUCAUGAUCUUCAUGGUCUCAAAAAGAAGGUGAAUAAGAAGAAGAAGAAACAAUACGAAGAAGAAAAACUUCUCAUGCGAGCCCUAUAUGGUGUUAAGGCCACGACUUUAUACAUAUUCAGCGUGUUUGCUGCAGCGUUUUCUGGUUCUUCCGAGAAUAUUUUGUAUAUAAACAUUCGAAAGGAGAUGAAGGAGGACGAGGAGGAGGUUCCAUGGGAAAAAGCAUUCAUGGAACUGCAGAACGUGAUCAUGAACACGUUCUUAUCGAACAGAUUCAUGGUUAUAAAAGAUGUUAAGGCUGUUGAAUCUGGUGUGGAGAUGGUUUACGCGGCGGUUCAAGAAGGCUCAGUUCCUAAUUCGUUGAUGGUGGAGCCACUGAAGCAAUCAGUGAUGAUACUUUCAGAAAGGUUUGAUCAUGUCUCCAAGGAAACGAGUUUCUUGUUCGAUACCGUGAACUCCGCUCGAGACGCAUUGUUCGAGAGGCUCAGAACCAAAUACGAAUAUGAGUUAGCUGAGAGUAACGUUGCUGAAUGCCGAUGAUCAUGUUAAGACUUGUUUGGGAGUAGUGUAGGGUGUGUUUCUUGUCUCAUGUUCAGUGUGUAAUGAUAACAAUAAAAAUGAAACAAAAUGCAUGCAUGCAUGCAUGUCUCAAGUUUUUUUUUUGGUAAAAUGUCUCAAGUUAUUCCCAGCAUAAACUAUUGAUCAGAUCAAUUUUGGAUUAGAUUCUUGAUAAGCAAGCGUAACACACAAGUAAUGAAUCAGAUUUACAGGUCCAACAAAUAAAAGUAUUUUUACUUUAAUCUGAUGCUUGACACAUGGAUUUUUUUUUAUCUCUUUCAUGCUUUUAUCUCUUUAUAUAGUUGUGAAUUGUGAUAACCAUUUCAUGAUCCUAGUUUGUAUUUGUUUGAUACAUGACAUUUUUUUUUUCAGUUUUAGCCUCAAAACAAAUAAUAAACACCAAAGCUAUUUUUUCUAAUUUGAGUUUGAAUAAUAAGAACCACGCAACAAGAAAAUUGACUAUUGCUAUAUUUGCAAGUGUAACUUAGAUGACAUAAAGUGUAUUAUUUAUAAAAUUGGAACCAUAUAUAAAAACUUAUUCAAAAAAUUAC
Molecule: messenger RNA, 6256 nt
Organism: Brassica rapa (field mustard)
Lineage: Eukaryota; Viridiplantae; Streptophyta; Magnoliopsida; Brassicales; Brassicaceae
Product: protein BPS1, chloroplastic
Source: RefSeq, a predicted model, not a curated record